GGGGGCACCGGCUGCUUCAGAAGAUGGAGAAGUUUCUGCAGAUCGCGCCUCACUCUCUGGCCAUCGUCCUGGGCCCGGCCGAGGGGCCAACGGCGGAGAGGUCCGGGGCCGCCCAGCCCGCGCCCCCGGCCCAGCCCCGCCAGCUCGCCCGGCACCACAUCGGCUACGAGAUCUUCGCCGACUUCAAAGCCGAGAACAUGCAGCACUUCUGGAACAAGAAGGUCACGGCCGCCGUGGCUGAGACCUUCUUCCUGGGCUGGAUCGACGAGCAGAUCCUGCUGAUCCAGGGCAAGGAGGAGCAUCUGGAGGCGCUGCGCGAGGGCUGGACGCGCCGGGCGCUGCGGCCGCCCUCGGGCUUCCACAUCCGCUGCCUCGGUAGGUGACCGCUCCUUCCGAAGUGGCCCGAAGUAAGAAAGCCUGGAUUCCUUCAAGUCUGGCUCUGUGUCGCUUCACUUGUACUGAAAAUGGAAAAGCAAAUUUAGC
Callorhinus ursinus (northern fur seal) is the source of this 483-nucleotide messenger RNA. Lineage: Eukaryota; Metazoa; Chordata; Mammalia; Carnivora; Otariidae. The record is from RefSeq and is a predicted model, not a curated record.